Postia placenta MAD-698-R-SB12 is the source of this 1797-nucleotide messenger RNA. RefSeq lists its product as hypothetical. The transcript has 10 exons. The coding region runs from base 1 to 1692 and encodes 563 amino acids. The record is from RefSeq and is a predicted model, not a curated record. Lineage: Eukaryota; Fungi; Basidiomycota; Agaricomycetes; Polyporales; Adustoporiaceae.
AUGUCCGCCCACCCCGCCCCCGCCGACUGGCAGGCCCGCUGCGACGCCCGCAAGCAGGCCCAGCUCGACGCCAUCCCCCCAGACUGGCGCAUCGCCUUCCCCCCGCUCACCGUCGACCGCCGCAACGUCCUCGACGUCCCCCGCACCUGCGGUCUCCUCACCCCGCGCGAACUCGAAAUCACCGACACCACCGACAUCGACGUCCUCCUGCUCAACCUCCGCACCGCAAAGUGGUCCGCCGUCGACGUCACCACCGCCUUUUACAAACGCGCCAUCGUCGCCCAUCAGCUCACCAACUGUCUCACCGAGAUAUUCGUCGACCGCGCUCUCGCACGCGCGCAGGAGCUCGAUGACCACCUGCGUGUGUCCGGCAGUCCAGUUGGGCCUCUCCACGGCCUCCCCAUCUCCCUCAAGGAUCAAUUCUCGAUCAAAGGGCUCGAGACAAUCAUGGGCUAUGCCGGCUGGAUCGGCCGCUACGCCGAGUCGGACUGCGUGCUCGUCGAAAUCUUGUACGAGCUUGGCGCAGUGCCUUUCGUCCGGACAAACGUUCCCCAGACGCUGAUGUGGGGCGAGACGCACAACCACGUCUUCGGGCGCACGACGAAUCCGUACAACCGGUACAUGACGCCUGGCGGGUCCUCCGGCGGGGAGGGCGCACUCGUCGCGCUGCGCGGAAGCCCGCUCGGCGUCGGGACAGACAUUGGAGGAUCGGUCCGCAUCCCGAGCGCGUUCUGCGGCCUAUACGGCCUGCGCCCGUCGUACGAGCGGCUCCCGUACCACGGCGCGGCGAACUCGCUCGAGGGCCAGGAGAGCAUCUCGUCCGUGCUCGGCCCCAUGGCGAACUCGCUCGCCGCGCUGCGCGUCUUCACGCAGGCGGUGCUCGGCGCGCGCCCGUGGCGCCGCGACCCGCUCGUCGUGCGCAAGGACUGGGACUGGCGCGAGUACGCGCUCGCGGAGCACGGCGGGCGCGGCGCGCGGAUGUGCUUUGCGGUGAUGUGGGACAACGACGUCGUCAGGCCGCACCCGCCCGUCGUGCGCGCGAUGGAGGAGGUCAAGCGCGCGCUGGAGCGUGCGGGGCACCGCGUCAUCGAUUGGGAGCCACACCGACACAUCGAGAUCUACAAGAACGCAGAGACCAUCUUCGCCGCGGACGACGCGCACGACAUGCUCAGCGCGUGCGCGCUCUCGGGCGAGCCGCUCAUCCAGAGCAUGAGCCCCACCGUCGACGCACACGCGUACGCGCUCGACGAGCCGUUUGCACGGACGGUCCUCUGGCAGCUGCACAAGGAGAAGCGCGCGCUGCGCAAGUCGCACCUCGACCACUGGGAGGCGACGGCGGCGCGCACGGGCACGGGCCGCGCGGUGGACGCGAUCAUCAGCCCCGUGGAGCCGUACGCGGCGUGCCCGCACGGCUGCAACUCGGACGCGUUCUACACGACGCUGUGCAAUGUGCUCGACUACGCGGCGGUGGUUUUCCCGGUGACGCACGUCGACGGGGCGCGGGACGCGGCCCAGCCGCCGCAUGCGUUCCGGAACCAGGAGGACAAGGCGGUCUACGAGAUGUACGACCCGCAGCUGUUCCACGGCCUGCCUGUCGGGCUGCAGCUCAUCGGGCGCACGCUGGAGGAAGAGGGGGUCCUGGCGAUGGCGGAGGUGGUGGACGCGGCGCUGAAGGCUGCGCAGUCGACCUGAUCAGAGCGGUACUGUACAGCAAGAGUAAGGGAAGGCACAACGAUAUAAAGGAUACAAUGUACGCUGCAGGCAUGACGCAAUACUAUCGAAUGUGGAACACGGUGA